This is a messenger RNA of Guyanagaster necrorhizus, 1291 nucleotides long. RefSeq names its product ketopantoate hydroxymethyltransferase. The record is from RefSeq and is a predicted model, not a curated record. The coding region runs from base 107 to 1063 and encodes 318 amino acids. Lineage: Eukaryota; Fungi; Basidiomycota; Agaricomycetes; Agaricales; Physalacriaceae. Gene Ontology annotation, biological process: pantothenate biosynthetic process. Gene Ontology annotation, cellular component: mitochondrion. The transcript has 3 exons. Gene Ontology annotation, molecular function: magnesium ion binding; 3-methyl-2-oxobutanoate hydroxymethyltransferase activity.
CUAUGUUCCGGUUGUUCUCUUACCACCACAACACAAAAUGAUGGCCUGAUAUACCGGAGUCCUUUAUAAUCUUACCAUUUAUUAUUUUAUCGAUUGCUACGUCGACAUGUCUCUCUCUUCAUGGACUUUUCACAGAUCGGCGCAAAGGGCGCUCGGAUGGAUACAAAGACGGUGCAUGAGCGUUCGACCAGCAGAGUCGAACGACAAGGUGAACAAUGACCCUAGGAAAAAAGUGACUAUUCAGACCUUGAAAACACUUAAAAGCGCAAACAUACCAAUAACGAUGCUUACGGCCUAUGAUUAUCCCACCGCAGUCUCUGCUUCUUCUAAUGCUCUUAUUGACGUUACCCUUGUCGGCGACUCUCUAGCCCAGGUAUGCCUGGGGUACACUUCGACGACCCAGCUAACCCUCCCGGAAAUGAUUCACCAUGCCCGAGCAGUUGCUCGCGGAACCACCCACCCGCUGCUAAUAGCGGAUAUGCCAUUCGGGUCCUUCCACGUUUCCAACGACAAUGCCGUGGAGAAUGCCAUCCGUCUGAUCCGCGAAGGCCAAGUCGAAGCGGUCAAGCUCGAAGGCGGCGAAGAGGUCGUGCCCAUUGUGCGGCGACUCACGCGUAUUGGCAUCCCUGUAAUGGCACAUGUGGGCCUUUUGCCUCAAAAACACCUAGCCAUGUCCGGGUACAAGGUGCAAGGAAGAAGUGCCGCGGGUGCCAAGCGCGUGAUUAACGACGCUUUGGCUCUCGAAGACGCUGGCGCGUUUGCCGUCCUCGUCGAAGGAGUUCCGAAAGAGCUUGGGAAACAUCUAACGGAAAAACUUCAGAUACCUACGAUCGGUAUCGGCGCGGGUCCCUGGACAAGUGGCCAGGUGCUCGUAUGGGACGACAUAAUGGGUACCUGGUGCGGCCACAAGGCGAAGUUUGUCCGCCGGUUCGCCGAUCUGAAAACGCCCAGGGAUAAGGGUGUGCAGGACUAUGCUCAGGCCAUCCGAGAGCGUAUGUUCCCCUCAGAAGAUACCGAAAGCUACACGAUGGAUCCUUCUGAGCUAGCCAAAUUAUCUGACUAAUCAUACAUUACUUUUCUGUUUGUUAUUAGCAGAGUUCUAAAACAUGGUCAGCAUUGAUGAUUCAAUACCUAGAGCCUAGCACGAAACGCAACUUAAGGUACCAUCCGUCUUUCUAUGCUCUGCUUCUGUACUUGAGGAUCUGUUCAAACGGUGAGCAGACGAAAAUUUGGACGACCCAGGCUAGUAUAUAUCAGGUAUAGGUCAGCGGACGGACAUCAACGAGUUAAU